AUCAAGCUCGCACAGCAUGCCUACUCCGGUCUCUUUGGGACGUUCCUAUUCAACUCUCGACGGGAAUCUAAAAUGAUGAAGGAAGAAAUACAAGCAGAGCCGGUUUCGAUCUGGAGAUUUCUCGGAAAACAUAAUGAGCAAGUCGUUAGCUCACUUUACGACAAAGCAAUUAAAGGAAGAAUUACGUUCGACACCGAGAUGAGCACUUUGCGCGAGUGGAUUGAAGUAUAUCGGGACCGUUCUUUCGAUGAUGACAUAGCAGUUCCUACAUACUCUGCACGUCCUGUCUCCAUCCCACCACCUCUGAAGGAAGCGUGCCCUAAUGCUAGCACAGUGAUCAAUCCUGCAGCUCCAUUGCAGAAGAGCAAAAGCAGCGAAAGUAUCAAUUCAAUCACAAACGUGGAUGCUGCCAACAUCAAUGGGAUGUAA
Messenger RNA from Strongylus vulgaris, 429 nucleotides. The record is from the annotation of a GenBank genome assembly. Lineage: Eukaryota; Metazoa; Nematoda; Chromadorea; Rhabditida; Strongylidae.